ACGCCGAAGAGGAGAGAGAAUUACUCUGCUAAUCUCUCUCUCUCUCUCUCUACUCUACUGCUAAAGUAGCCAAAGCUUGAGAUUUCAAUUAGUCAACAUCUUUCCCUCUUUCUCUAUUUCUGAAGAAGCCAUAGCUCGAGAUUCCAAGUUCUUUCCUCUGUGAUGGGCUCCAGCUCUCUACGGUAUCCCAUUGCUGAACAAGCCAAGGCUUGAGAUUGCAAUCCCUCGAACUCCCUCUCUUUUUUCUUCGUUGCUGAAGAAGCCAAACUUCAGAUUCCAAUCCCCGCAACUACUAUUCCUCUUUCUGCCUUCAUCACUCCUCUAGCUGGCGUGCUUUGAGUUCUUAGCGGUAAGAGCAUUGGAGGGAGCAUAUUGGAUCGAUACGCUUACAUGGAUGGAAAUCUGAGGUAUCCUCGCGGUUUCUACCAGAUAAGCUAUGGUUUUAAUCUCCUGCGGAUUUUCUUCUGCUCCGAGGGAUUUGAGGAUCUGAAACUCCGAUGCCAGGGGUUCUAGCUCAGAAAUCAGGGUUUGUUUUGUGUUCAUCGUGGUUACCGUUAAUGGACAUUGAAGCUUCUUGCGUCACAUUAUUUUGUUGGAGUGAUCGGAGUUACUCCGUUGGCAACCUGCCCUCCUGUCCAACCGGGAAACUUUCGAGUUUGGGGGCUCUCACGGAUUUGACUCUGCUGAAUACUUUUAAUCUUUAGCAAAAACAUGUGCUCUAGAGUCUCCUGUAUUCUGGAGGUGAGGAGAAGGAUUUGAUCUUCUUUUCUGCAUCAGCAGAAGAGGAGGAAACCUCUGAAGCUAUUUCGAAAAUUCUGAACCUUCUCUUUUCUCCUAUUCUGAGUAAUUUUCCAUGAGCUAUCCCAAGCUCCCACCAAAAAUAUUUCUACUUCUUCUCCUACUUAUCACAACUCCAGUUAUUGCAGACUUGAAUGAUGACAAGCAAGCGCUCCUUGCUUUCGCUACUACUGUCCCACGUGGUAGAAAGCUCAACUGGAGUUCUGAUACAUCUGUUUGCUCUUCGUGGGUUGGAGUCAGCUGUACGCCCAACAGAAGCCGUGUUGUUGCUUUAAGGCUUCCAGGGAUCGGUCUCCUCGGACCAAUUCCUACAAAUACAAUAGGAAAACUCGACGCCCUUCAGGUUUUAAGCCUCCGCUCCAAUGGCCUUGCUUCCAGUAUCCCCCCAGAUGUCUCAUCACUUCCAUCUCUUCGCUCCCUCUUCCUUCAAAACAAUAAUUUGUCCGGUGAUUUACCCAAAUUAAAUGCAUCAGGAAUCACAUUUGUUGAUCUGUCUUUUAACUCGUUUAGUGGAGAAAUCCCCUUGGAGAUUCAGAAUUUGACCCAGCUAAAUUCAUUAUAUUUGCAGAACAAUUUUCUCUCUGGUCCUCUUCCUGAACUCAAGUCUGCAGGACUAAAGCAUCUAAAUUUAAGCUUUAACAACCUUAGUGGCCCUAUACCAAUCUCCCUCCAAAGGUUUCCCAAGGAAUCCUUCCUGGGAAAUUCAUUACUAUGUGGUCCUCCUUUAGAGCAAUGCCAUGAAGUUCCUCCUCCUUCCCCCUCACCCUCGCCCACAACCUCACCUUCACCGCCAUUAAGUCCAGAAGAACAUAAAAGUUUCUGGAAAAGGUUGAGUUUGAAGGUGGUGAUAGCAAUAGCUGCUGGCGUUCUGGCCUUGAUGCUGCUUGUGGUAAUUAUUCUCUUGACGUGCAUUUUGAUAAGAAAAUGUGCUGAAGGUAACAAACCGCCCAAGGAAAAGACCUUUAUUACUGGUGCGAGGAGUGAAAAGCCUGAAGAGGACUACAGCAUUGGGGUUCAAGAAGCUAAGCAGAAUAAGUUAGCUUUCUUUGGGGGAUUUUCUUAUACCUUUGAUUUAGAGGACUUGCUGAGAGCAUCUGCUGAAGUUCUCGGCAAGGGAAGCUAUGGGACGACAUAUAAGGCCGUUCUUGAGGACGGAACGGUAGUGGUGAUUAAAAGGCUGAAAGAAAUGGUGGUUGGGAAGCGAGAGUUUGAACAACAGAUGGAGAUAAUAGGUAGGAUUGGGCCACACCCAAAUGUUUCACCGCUCCGUGCUUAUUACUACUCAAAGGAUGAAAAGCUUAUUGUUUAUGAUUACGUUCCGAGCGGGAGUUUAUCAACCCUCUUACAUGGGCACAACAGAGGUGCUGAGAGGAUCCCACUGGACUGGGCCUCUCGAGUUAAAAUCGCACGGACAGCUGCACUCGGUAUAGCUCACCUUCAUGCCGAAGGCAAUGGAAGGUUUGUUCAUGGAAAUAUCAAAUCCUCUAACAUCCUCGUCACCCCGGAACGCCAAGCCUCCGUCAUCGACUUCGGCCUGGCCUCCAUCACUAGAACACCGGCUUCUUCUUCACGUGCUGUUGUCGGAUAUCGUGCUCCUGAAACCUUCCAAUCACGAAGAUUCACUCAGCAAUCGGAUAUCUAUAGCUUCGGAGUUCUACUCCUAGAGAUGUUAACCGGAAAAGCUCCACUUCAGUCCCCGGGGCGCGAUGAUAUUGCAGAUUUACCAAGAUGGGUUCAGUCUGUACUGAGAGAAGAAUGGACUGCUGAAGUUUUUGAUGUGGAGCUAAUGAAGUAUGAGAAUAUUGAAGAAGAGCUGGUUCAAAUGCUUCAGAUUGCUAUGGCCUGUGUUGCAAAAGUUCCAGAGCAACGCCCUAAGAUUCAUGAGGUGGUGAGAAUGAUUGAAGAAUCAAGUCUGUUUGACUCCGAGAACAGGCCAUCUUCAGAGGAGAAGAUUUGAAGAUUUUGAUUUCUGUGUAUCAUGAUAUGGAAAAUAGAGAUUUCUUUUUAUACUUCUCAACCACAAUUGGUUUCAUAUUAUUUGUUCAUUUUUUUGUGAAGGAUUCUGUGAAUGUAUUCAUGUUUGGUGAGGUUUUGUAAUAAAUGUUUUUAGUUGCCUCACCUUGUGGUGUUUGAGUUCAGCCUUACAUUUGUUUUAAGAGCUUUUGGUUUUGUUCAUAAACGAUUUUUAUAGUGAAUACAAUUGUAUUUUCUCUGACAUGAAUUGCAUUUAUGUUGUCAACAAUUUAGUAUGAACUGCUCUUUGCACAGCUCAGGUAUGUGUUUUCAUUAUGCUAGAAC
Molecule: messenger RNA, 3096 nt
Organism: Phalaenopsis equestris
Lineage: Eukaryota; Viridiplantae; Streptophyta; Magnoliopsida; Asparagales; Orchidaceae
Product: probable inactive receptor kinase At5g58300
Exons: 4
Coding region: 854-2755 (633 amino acids)
Biological process (GO): protein phosphorylation
Molecular function (GO): protein binding; protein kinase activity; ATP binding
Source: RefSeq, a predicted model, not a curated record